Sander lucioperca (pikeperch) is the source of this 1623-nucleotide messenger RNA. It is a transcript of the gene tsen15, whose product is annotated as TSEN15 tRNA splicing endonuclease subunit. Bases 80 to 457 code for a protein of 125 amino acids. Gene Ontology annotation, molecular function: nucleic acid binding. The record is from RefSeq and is a predicted model, not a curated record. NCBI's taxonomy places the organism in Eukaryota, Metazoa, Chordata, Actinopteri, Perciformes, Percidae. The transcript has 4 exons. Gene Ontology annotation, biological process: tRNA splicing, via endonucleolytic cleavage and ligation.
AAACCUGAAAACACAACUCACACAUGCCGUGACAUUAGAAAGUGGUUAAUGAGACAUUAGUAGUAUGUAGUGUUCAGUAAUGAACAUGUUAGAAGCGUCAAACAGAGCAGAUGUGUCAGAGAAACCUCCGCCUCCGAACUGGAUCCUUCAGCACCCAACAUAUCAGCAAAUGAAGAGUCUGGAGGUUGAGGACAGUGCACAAGUACACGUAGCUUUCCUCGUGUACAUGGAUCUUACUGAAGUGCGUCAAUGGAAAGAGGUGUCUUGUGUCAAGAGUCCUGAGCUGCAGUUAGUUUUGCUGGAAGGGAGGGAGAAGGAAGGAGCACCCAUCCAGACAAUUCUUCCACUGCCUGCUCACCGAUCUCUGAGCCACAAAAGCUUUCUCCUCUCUGCUGUGCAGCAUACGUCAGGUGCUGGACAGAGGCUUUCCCAUGCUGUUGUGUGCAGUAGCUUCUGACUCCACCCUUGUCUACCAGAGGAUGACUGAUGGGUUGGUGACACCGGACCCUCCCGCUGGCCCCUUCCAGGAUUUGGGACGCCGGCAGCACCGGAAGAGACGGCAGAAGCACUGACCAGCUGGAAUGAGAAGACACCUUGGUGUUGUUGGUGAAACAUAGAAGAGCAGGAUGGGACAGGCAGUUGGGUCUGUUUGUGUAAGCCGCUCCUUAAAAAAAAAAAUAUAAAGGUGUACUGAGAACAUCGCAGCAGGUGCAAAUGGUCUGAACCACAGUGCCCUUCUAGAUGCUCUCAGUAAGAAACAACCAGCUGCAUCCAACCAGUGAAGUCGAGUGCAGUGGUUCCCAAUGUUUUGGCUUGUGACUCCUUAAAACUUUUGACCCAGUAUGUGGUUACAUGCUUUCCUCAAAACCUUCAUGCUGGACCUGAUGAGUUGGAUCCCAGGGCAUAAACAAUUUGUUUUGGAUACACCACUACUAGAGCCUGACUGAUACUUGAUUUUUGAGGCUGAUACAAAUAUUGGUAUUUGGAAGUUCAAAAAAUGUAUUGAUUAUUAAGACAUACUUCUUAUUAUCAUAAAGAUUUUUUUGUAUUUUAUUUUGUUAGUUCCUUUAAAGGUGCUGUACUCGAUAUCCAGCACAUUGUUAUAGCAGCAAACAAAUAUUUUCUAUGUAAAAAUAUAGUGGCGUAAUGGCAUCCUGAGCAGAGAAUGAAGUCACACUCCCUCAGUGUGUGUUGUAAUCCGAGCUUCUCUGUUCUUUGUUUUUUUUAAUAUUUAUAGCCUAUAUAUAUAUAUAUGCACGUGCAUGUGAGUUCCUUGUGCGUCGGUAUCAGACGCAGAGGGCCGCUAGAAAGCCUAUUUGACGAGUGGGGGAACGCUCUGUGGUAAUGGCUGCAAUGGUAUGAGGGUUGGAAGUAACAAAUAUUAGUUGAUAAAAAUGGCGGUGAUGCAAAUGCGUGUUGAAAAAGUGAGUUUUAGAUUAUCAAGUGGUUUGAUUCAUUUAAAGCCGAUUUGAUAAAAACAUUGUGUUAAUGUGUGACUUUGGUGAAUCCUGGCUAACCCUUUAAAACAUCAAAGUCACACAAUAACACUCACUAACUAACCGAUCGAGGCAGUGGUAGACCAGCAUCUCCCGUGUUCUGCAAGGUAAAAGUACUGUUUUUGUC